This is a messenger RNA of Centropristis striata (black sea bass), 5068 nucleotides long. RefSeq names its product ATPase phospholipid transporting 8B4 (gene atp8b4). Lineage: Eukaryota; Metazoa; Chordata; Actinopteri; Perciformes; Serranidae. The transcript has 28 exons. The record is from RefSeq and is a predicted model, not a curated record. Gene Ontology annotation, biological process: phospholipid translocation; Golgi organization. Gene Ontology annotation, molecular function: magnesium ion binding; ATP hydrolysis activity; ATP binding. Bases 297 to 3884 code for a protein of 1195 amino acids. Gene Ontology annotation, cellular component: plasma membrane.
CUCUCGGGACAUCGUGAUCGCCUUUUGUUGCCUGCUGCACCAUUUUCACAUCCUUACACCGAGUGUUGUCUUCUUCUCUUCCCACUGUAGCUGGACAGGAUUUAUUUGUUGGUCAUGAACACGACUGCAUCUAUGUCCGUAGACUGUUUGACUCAGGAGGAGGAAAACAGCGUUUAAUGAGGAGAAAUCCGCGGAAUGUGCUGCUUGAAAUAAAUGACAGGAUACAUGGAGACAACAGAGGACUGCACCUGUGACCAACUUGUGCAAGGGAAACCCUCGGGAGGUCCCGGGAGAAGAUGGCAUUCUGGGGGAGAAAUACUCACAUUGAGAAAGAACGCCAUGUGAAAGCCAACGCACGGGACUACAAUGACAAGUUCUCUUAUGCAGACAAUCACAUCAAAACCUCAAAGUACAACAUCUUCACCUUCCUGCCCAUCAACUUGUUUGAGCAGUUCCAGAGGGUGGCCAACGCUUACUUCUUAGUGCUGUUGAUUCUGCAGUUAAUUCCAGAAAUUUCCUCUCUGUCCUGGUUCACAACCAUCGUGCCUUUGGUGUUGGUGCUAGUUAUCACGGCUGUGAAGGACGCAACAGAUGAUUAUUUCAGACAUAAGAGCGACCAGCAAGUCAACAACCGCCAGUCUCAAGUUCUCAUCAGAGGAAGUUUGCAGAAUGAGAAAUGGAUGAACGUACGAGUCGGGGAUAUCAUCAAACUUGAAAAUAAUCAGUUUGUUGCUGCAGACCUCCUCCUCCUCUGUAGUAGUGAGCCCUAUGGACUGUGCUAUAUUGAGACUGCAGAGCUAGAUGGUGAGACAAAUCUGAAAGUUCGUCAGGCUUUAACCGUCACCUCAAAUUUGGGAGAUAUUACAGAACUGAUGGACUUUGAUGGAGAAGUAAUUUGUGAACCACCAAACAACAAGCUGGAUAAAUUUACUGGAACUUUACUAUGGAAAGACAAUAAAUACCCCCUGGACAAUGAGAAAAUGCUGCUGCGAGGUUGCAUUCUCAGAAACACUGAGUGGUGCUUUGGGAUGGUCAUUUUCGCUGGAUUGCAAACAAAACUAAUGCAGAACUGUGGAGGGACUAAAUUUAAAAGAACAAGUAUUGAUAAACUGAUGAACACUUUGGUUUUGUGGAUCUUUGCCUUCCUCGUUUGUAUGGGAGUUAUUCUGGCCAUUGGAAACACUGUUUGGGAGAGCUGCCUUGGCAGAAACUUCCAGGUGUUUUUGCCGUGGGAUGAGUUUCAGAGCAGUGCUGUUUUUUCUGGCUUCCUCACCUUCUGGUCCUACAUCAUCAUCCUCAACACUGUUGUUCCCAUCUCACUGUAUGUCAGUGUGGAGGUUCUACGGCUCGGCCACAGUUACUUCAUUAACUGGGACCGCAUGAUGUACUGCAGUCAGACGGACACUGCGGCGGAAGCUCGCACUACCACUCUGAACGAGGAGCUGGGUCAGGUGGAGUUCAUUUUCUCUGACAAGACGGGCACCCUCACCCAGAACAUCAUGGUUUUCAGCAAGUGCUCCAUUAACGGACAGACAUACGGUGACAUCUAUGAUGAAUUUCAGAAGAAGGUGGAAAUUACAGAAAAAACAGCCUGUGUGGACUUUUCCUUCAACGCUCUCUGUGACAGGAGGUUUAAGUUUUACGACAGUCGCCUGGUUGAAGUCAUUAAACUGGAGGAUCCUGCAGUGCAGGAGUUCUUCAGACUGCUGGCUUUGUGCCACACUGUUAUGCCGGAGGAGAAGAGCGAAGGAAAUUUGAUGUACCAGGCUCAGUCACCUGACGAGGGAGCCCUGGUCACUGCAGCGCGAAACUUUGGCUUUGUCUUCCGGGCCCGAACCCCCGAGACCAUCACACUGUGUGAGAUGGGACGAGCCGUCACCUACCAGCUGCUCGCCAUACUGGACUUCAACAACGUGCGCAAGAGAAUGAGUGUCAUUGUGAGAAACCCGCAGGGUCAGAUUAAGCUCUAUUCCAAAGGAGCCGACAGCAUUAUCUUUGACCGCCUGCAUCCGUCCAGUCAAGACCUCAUGUACACUACCUCAGAACAUCUCAGCGAAUUUGCCGGAGAAGGGCUUCGUACAUUAGCUCUGGCCUACAAAGAUCUCGAUGAAGAUUAUUUUGAUGUUUGGAUGAAGAAGCUGCUGUUUGCCAGCACUGUCAUCGAGAACCGCGAGGAUCAGUUGGCUGUUCUCUACGAGGAGAUUGAGCAGGGCUUGAAGCUUGUAGGAGCCACAGCCAUCGAGGACAAACUGCAGGAAGGAGUCCCAGAAACUAUCGCCUGUCUGAAUCUAGCUGACAUCAAGAUCUGGGUCCUCACAGGAGACAAACUAGAGACAGCGAUGAACAUCGGCUACUCCUGCAACAUGCUGCGAGACGACAUGAAUGAGGUGUUUAUUAUCUCUGGCCAUACACUGCUGGAGGUGCAGCAGCAGCUCAGGAGUGCAAAAGAGCACAUUAUUGGCCUGAGUCGAGUUAGCAGUGCAGGAGGUGAUGAGAAGGUGGACGUCUUUGCAGACGACUCUGUGUUUGAAGAAACCAUCAUUGCAGAGUACGCCUUGGUCAUCAAUGGACACAGUUUGGCUCACGCUCUGGAGCCACAGCUAGAGCACACUUUGCUGGACUUGGCCUGUUUGUGUAAAACAGUCAUCUGCUGCCGGGUCACUCCCAUGCAGAAAGCCCAGGUGGUGGAGCUGGUGAAGAGGCACAAGAGGACCGUCACCCUGGCCAUUGGAGAUGGAGCCAAUGACGUCAGCAUGAUCAAGACUGCUCACAUCGGUGUUGGCAUCAGUGGUCAGGAGGGGAUGCAGGCGGUUCUGGCAUCUGAUUACUCCUUUGCUCAGUUCUGGUACCUGCGGCGGCUCCUGCUGGUGCAUGGACGCUGGUCCUACUUUCGCAUGUGUAAAUUCCUGUGCUAUUUCUUCUACAAAAACUUUGCCUUCACGCUGGUACACUUCUGGUACGGCUUCUUCUGUGGUUUCUCAGCUCAGACGGUGUAUGACCAGUGGUUCAUCACCCUCUUCAAUAUCGUCUAUACAUCUUUACCAGUCCUGGCCAUGGGACUUUUUGAUCAGGAUGUCAACGACCAGAACAGCCUUCGCUACCCGAGCCUCUACAAACUGGGCCAGCAGAACGUCCUCUUCAACAAGCGCCAGUUUUUCCUGUGCACGCUGCAGGGGAUGGGCACAUCGUUCGUGCUCUUCUUUUUUCCCUACGGAGCCUUCUCUGUCAUGGUGAAAGAGGACGGCUCGCACUUUUCCGACCAACAGGCGUUUGCUGUUACCAUAGCAACAUCCUUGGUCAUUGUCGUAAGUGUUCAGAUUGGACUGGACACAUACUACUGGACAGCUGUCAAUCACUUCUUCAUAUGGGGGAGCCUGACGGUGUAUUUUGCGAUAUUAUUUGCAAUGCAAAGUGAUGGAAUAUUUGGUAUUUUGCCAAGUAAUUUCCCAUUCAUAGGCACUGCACGUAACAGUCUGUCGGAGAAGUGUGUGUGGUUGGUCAUUCUGCUCACCACUGUGGUGUGUGUGGUGCCCGGCUUAGUGGUCAGCUUCCUGAGAGUAAACCUCUUCCCAACUCUAACAGAUAAGGUUCGUCACCUCCAACAGUCCAGAAAGAGACAAGGACCUCAGGAGCACAACCCGAGGCGAGUACGCAGGACGAGCUCUCGCCGCUCUGCAUACGCCUUCUCCCACCAACAGGGCUACGGCGAGCUGAUUACCUCAGGAAAAAACAUGAGGAUGAGCUCAGUGACCUCUGCUCGCUCCCCUGGAAGAGAACCUCCGAGCUCCACCUGGAUAGAAAAUGUGUUGAAGAGAAAAAACGAAGUCUCCUGCGUCUCUGAUGAAAACACAGGAGCUCCAGCAGUGGAGCAAAAACAGACUUAGCAGCAAACUGAGUGAACUCGACCUCUGACUAAUAGAUAGUGUAAACACUCAAGGACACCAUAUGGUUCUCACAGACCAAGCACAAUGUACGAGUGUCCUUCAUUUGGUGAAUUUAUGCUCAAAUCAUACACAGGUGUACCUCUUUUUUUUUAUUAGUGUGGAUCAUGUGGAUUCUGUUGAAUGUUAAAGGCCAAUCGAGAUAACAGUUUUUUCAUCUUUACCACAACACGAUUUUGUUUAAUGAGCAAACUCAAUCAGAAACACCCAGUAUAUUUUGCAUGAGUUGCCAAAAUUAAAAAUUAAAAAAAAUUGUCCUCUUGCAUCAACAGAUCCAAUUUGAUCUAGAAGUGAUUGGUGCAGUUAUUCAAUAUUAUUUUCAUGGCAUGUUCUUUUCUGAUAAAUACUGAAAGGUACAAACACAAGACAUUCAUAAAUGAGCACCAGUACAAAAAGUUGUUUUUUCAGACUGUAAAGCCUAUGCACUGAAAAUCUCCUCUCAACCUCCAUCCAAAGUGCUAAAACACAAGUGUUUCUGUAAAUAAUGAUGUGAAGCUGCUGGAUGUGAUGAUAAGCACAACUAUUGAUUAUAAUUAUUGAUUUGAGUACAUUUUGCUGACUCAAUAUUUUGCCAAUAUACAGUAUGUAUCGGUUUCCCCGUGCCUUUAAUGGUUCCCGUUAAAGAUAUCAAUGUCAAACCAGUUCCUUGACUUGAGUUUUUUUUUUUCAAAGAAAUGUGUAAAACUAGAAUGCAUGGCUUGAAUCUGAUAUAUUGAGAUAUUUAAAAUAAUGUACAGUUGCUGCACAGCAUUUGAAUAAUCAUUGUCAAACUCCAAACAUGAUGUACGCUUCAAUUUGGUUCUUAAAAAACUGUGAUCAGCUUUUAAAAACCUCAAGUGUUUAUCAAGGUUUUUAGUCCAUAUUUGAGCAGACAGUGACAGGCAAACUGUCUGUGUGAGAUAAUUUAAUAAAAGUCCCUGAGCAGAUUUGAAUGCUGCAGUUACCCUCAGUACAGUACAGAGUGCCUUAGACUACCGAGCCUCCACCAUCACUGCUCUGUAAUGAAGUGAAAAUUGCUCCUGUGCAGGAGCUCCAGCCCAGCGUAUGAUUGUAUAAUCAGGACGCCUCUAACCUGACUUACACGUGGCUCCUUUUCCCCUGUGACAACUCGAACACAAGACACACCC